Molecule: messenger RNA, 567 nt
Organism: Paecilomyces variotii
Lineage: Eukaryota; Fungi; Ascomycota; Eurotiomycetes; Eurotiales; Thermoascaceae
Exons: 2
Coding region: 1-567 (188 amino acids)
Source: RefSeq, a predicted model, not a curated record
AUGGUUGAGAAGUUCAAUGAAUUGCUUACACCUGAGGAAGCAUCUCAAAUUUGCAAUCAGUUUCACAGUGCCAGGUGGAAACAUGGACGCCAGGUUAUGUGGAGCGGUGUACCCCGCAGUUUGGUACAAACCUGGGCAGAUAAGCAUAGAAUGCAAACAUUGACAACGGCCAUGGGGCCAUUGAUGGUUCACAGUGAUCCACACUGUUUAUGGUCCCGAAAAUCAAGUAAAAGGUGGAGUAAGUAUAUGAAGGGUGCAUCUGCUAUGUACGCCUAUCAUAUUGCUCAAAACAAGGAACCGGUCACUGUCCUCUCUCCGCCGCCUCCUGAGCAAUAUAAUCCAUACGGCGGAUCAAACUAUCAAACCCUCGAGGAGCCAAUCCUGAAAGGAAAACUAGGGCCCAAGGUCGCACAGAUUGAAAUGGUACAUCCAACCGUACCCGGCGCUGAAGAAUUCCACUAUCGGAUAUGGCCAAAUGACGAAACAUUCUCAUGGUAUGAGAACUUUGGGCACCCUCAUCCAGCUACACACUGGCGACGUGUAGUAGCUAGGCAAGCAUUACGAUAA